Messenger RNA from Oreochromis niloticus (Nile tilapia), 1641 nucleotides. It is a transcript of the gene fam169b, whose product is annotated as family with sequence similarity 169 member B. The record is from RefSeq and is a predicted model, not a curated record. The transcript has 9 exons. NCBI's taxonomy places the organism in Eukaryota, Metazoa, Chordata, Actinopteri, Cichliformes, Cichlidae. The coding region runs from base 199 to 1410 and encodes 403 amino acids.
GCUGUGAUUGGUUAGUGAAGUCAGACCGCGAACAAUGGCGUGUAUUUUUGUAACUCUCUUUGCGACCAGCGGAUGGCGCUCCGGGCCAAAGAAAAGGAGAUGUUAAGGUGGUUGAGUCGGCUCAUCAAAGUUACGUUUCGGGACUGUAGGGACGUUGCUGAUAAGCAAUAAAGGCUCAUCCCGUCCAUAGAAAAGGCCAUGUACCCUGUAGACCUGCCAGCUGUGGAUCACACUGACCUGACAUCUGCAUCUGAACAGUACAUGUCCUCUCUGGAGUCCAGCCCCUGUGAUAAUGAGUGGUUUCAGUCAUCGCAGACCUCAAAGGUGGCAAUAACAGCAACAAAUGUGAGCCAGCUGCAGCUGUUUGAGGAUGGCCAGCCUGCCUGUGUAGUGCUGGCACUGCACCCUCCGGAUGAUCAAACACAAGUGGUUGGCCUAUACCUGCACGGGAAGUGGUGGCUUUUGGAUGACGUCUUGCGAACGUCAAGCAAAUCCAGAAGUGGUUUGGUGUCGGUGCAGUCUGUUAUGGAGAGGGUGAUUGUGUUUCUGCUCAGUCAGAUAAUGGAGAGACCUUCACUGUUCUCCCUACAUCCUCCCAAAGAGAGCUGCAAAGUGCUGUGGAAAGACAACCAGGCGGUUGGCUUUUACACCGUGAAGCACAAAGGGAGUCUGUGUGACGGCUGGAGCAGCUGCUGUUACCUGCUGCCUGUUCUGGACACUGUGCUGGUGAGGAGGUGCUGCAGGAGGAGAGGCUUCGGCCUUCAGAUGCUGGAGGAUUUCUGCUCCUCGUUCUCUACGGAGGAGUUUCUGGGAGUCAGCUCUCCAUUAUCCCCCAGCAUGGCUGCAGUGUUCAAAAGGUUCCUGCAGAAGCACCAGCAGUAUCGAGAGCGCCUGUACGAGGUGGAAGCUCCAGGGGGCUGGACUCAACGACGAAACAUCUGGCUUAACAUUCAGCUCGGACGCUACUGCCUCGGUACUGAUAAGGAGAGCAGCCCAAUAUCAGGAGAAACACAGAGAAAUACACUCAAGGACUCCUUUCACAAGACUUGUAUACUGGACCUGGGCACACUGGGAAGCCCUGGUGUAAACACUGCAGUGGUGUUGGACUCUGCUGAACAGCAAUUUAAAUCGUGUGAGCCAAGCCAAGGAAGAUGGUCCCUGAGCAGCGAGCUCCCUGGAACAGGAUGUAGCCUUGCAGCCCAAACUAUCCAUGUGAAAUCUGGACCUCCCACCCAGCUCCUAAACACAGCACAGGCUUUGAAAUCCAAGGCUUCCAAAUCUACAAAGCACCACAGAGAGGAACCAGAGGACAUGCAGAAAAUUCCCAAACGAGCCAGAAGUGAGUUGAAACAUGUACACACAAAGACUGCAUUCAGCAGCAGAGCCCACAGAGAAUGUUCGGAUACUUAACCGAAACCACAUCCACAUUCAUUUAGGUGACUUUGUAUUCUUUUCAUCAAAUCAAAGUGAAUUUUGAAUGAACAGCAGACUGCAUGUACCUAAAUAUGCACAAUAAACCUUUUCGUGUGUCUUUGUAGCAUCGCGUUUCUGUGUGGCUACUUUAUAGUGUUUGUGCUAAAUAAGAACCAUGGAACCACACAAGGAUGAUUAUUAUUGCACAUUAGAGUAUAGCAUAUGCAA